Molecule: messenger RNA, 2630 nt
Organism: Rhineura floridana
Lineage: Eukaryota; Metazoa; Chordata; Lepidosauria; Squamata; Rhineuridae
Gene: SLC35A4
Product: solute carrier family 35 member A4
Exons: 1
Coding region: 1-1002 (333 amino acids)
Biological process (GO): pyrimidine nucleotide-sugar transmembrane transport
Cellular component (GO): Golgi membrane
Molecular function (GO): pyrimidine nucleotide-sugar transmembrane transporter activity
Source: RefSeq, a predicted model, not a curated record
AUGUUUCCCUUGUCUCCACGUUUCAGAGAAAUGUUAUUUGACACCACUUGUACUGCUGAUAACCCAAUUGGCCCUGCUGCUGCUGUGGUACUUGGGAAAGUCCUGUGGGGGCUGAUGCUGAUCGCAUCUGUUGUUAUUUAUGGCUCUCAUGCUCCACUCCUGAGUCUUAGUAAGGAAAAUGGCCAGAUCCCAUUCAGUGCCUCCUCUGUGGUGAUUUUGAUUGAGUUAACCAAGUUAAUACUCUCCUUAGUCUUCCUUAUGAUCUGGGACUGGAGACAACAAAAAAUAUCUGUGUCAUGGUAUCAUGCUACUCCCUUUGCUCUUUCAGCAUUGCUCUAUGCAGCCAACAACAACUUGGUAGUUCAUUUGCAGCUGUUCAUGGAUCCUAGUACCUACCAAGUGCUGAGCAACUUGAAAAUUGGUAGCACCGCUUUCCUAUUCAGCAUGUUCUUGCACCAAAGACUGACUCUGCGCAAGUGGCUGGCCCUUUUCCUGUUGACAGCUGCUGGAGCUUUUUAUACAUACGGAGGCCUGCAGGACCCACAGCACGUGCCUGCCUCUGACAUGAAGCUGCACAUCACUUCUCUUGGCCUAUUGUUGAUCUUUCUGUAUUGCCUGAUCUCAGGCCUUUCAGCUGUCUAUACUGAAGUUGUCUUGAAGAACCAGAAUCUGCCUCUUAACCUCCAAAAUGUGUAUCUUUAUUUUUUUGGUGUUUUGUUGAAUGUAAUCAUCCAUCUAUCAAGCAGCUCAGCAACUGGGUUGCUGGGCGGUUUCUCAAUUUGGGUUCUGAUAAUUAUUGUGAGCCAAGCCUUGAAUGGCUUGAUAAUGUCUGUGGUCAUGAAGCAUAGCAGUAACAUCACUAGACUCUUUGUGAUCUCCUCCUCCAUGAUGGUUAAUGCUCUACUCUCUGUCCUCUUAUUUAAUCUGCAUCUCACUACCUUUUUUUUCCUUUCUGUUCUGCUGAUUAGCUUAGCUGUUUACUUGUAUUAUGGAGUCAGAUAGUUACAUGCCUCUGUAUGUUUAGAGAACCCACUCAUGUGGAAGCAAUUCAUUGCCUAAUAUGGGCUGUUUUGAAAAGAGUAUAAUAGACUGUGCAUGUGCAUGCUUUACAGGUUUUCCUUAAAUUUCACCUCACUUGUGAAUGGCUUAAGAGCAAUUAUUUCGUACUUCUCUCUUAGCUCAGAGAAAGCAUAUGUUUGGGUGAGCUCCAGCUUAAACCUAAAUAUUAAUAUUCUAAUGUCAUUUGCUAGUGAGCAUAAUUUGAGGAAGCAGAUUGCUAUAUAGGAGCCCACUUUCCUGUUAUCUUGGUGACAGAUCCUAGAAACGUUGUGACUAAAAAAAGGAAAUGGUAUCUUUGGCCUCUUGUGGGAUGAAACCAAAUAUAUACGGAACACCCAGAACUCUUGUCUUCUCUCCCACCGAUCCCCAUUCAAAAUAACAGGGAAGUGGUCUUCUGUAUAAUAGCUACUUCACACUGUAUUCUUAACCCAGUGUCAAGAUUUAUCUGAGUCUUCAAAAGGAAAUAAUUAAAAGAUCUUUCUUAAUGGGCAGCAAUAGAAUCUUUUCCUGGGCUCCACUCUCUAAGCCUGGCAAGAAGGAGAUCUAUAUAUAUUUUUUAAAAAAAUAUACCUUUGAUGGUGUUGAUCCAGAAGACUAAUUAGAACAGAGUUAGCCGUUGUUCAUUCUCCACAGGGAAGUGGUUUGCUUUCGACGUUCUCUCUGUCCAGAGGUACUGCUGCAACCUGAUGAUCACAGAUGGCAAGUGCCUUCUGUAUAGUCUACUCCUGAAGGAGCCUGUUGUUUCCAGAUAGUUCAUGGCAAGAACUUUGGAUAUGUUGAAAAACCCUCCAAUCGAAUUGGAGUCAAUAUUUUCCUAUUGCUCUUCCCUUGAAAAGUUUGCCAAACAUGACUCACUUUUUCCCUUCAAUGUUGGAUCUGAAUGUGUAGCCCCACUUCAACAUACAAUCACAGGUUGCAGCCAUGUAAAUACAGGUGUUUCCUUUUCCAGGUGAAGUUGUUUACCGUACCCUUCAUGUACCUUCUGUGCCAAUGUCUGGAACACGUGUGGGGGUAACACCUUUAGAUGAGAGCUGGGGCUACAUAUGUUUUUUUUUUGUUAUAAUUUGUCUUUGGCAUUCUUCUGUGUGUUUAUGUUUGGGGCAGUCCCAUUUCUUCUAGGUCAUGAUUAUAAAUUUUGAUGGAUCAGUGAUGGGAUUGUGUCUGGAUUUAUAUACUCUCAGGUGCAACUAGCAUCAAUUCAAUGCAGCAAAAAGUCAAUUUGAAAGAAGAUAUUAAAAUUUAGUUUUCAGAUUUGUGUGUUGGUGUGAUCUUAUUAACUUGUUGCAAAGGAAGCUAUUUAAAAUGUUAGAACAUACAAGACCACUUUGAACACAACAUUCAUUAAAAAGAAUUGCAUGAGUAGCUUCAUGUUUUAUUUAUUUAUUUAUGAGAUUUGUUAGAUGCCCAUCUGGCAGAGGUUAAUCUGCCACUCUGGGCGACUUACAACCAAACACAAGUACAUUUCAUAUAAACAUAAUCAAAAUCCUAAAAAUUAGAAAUUAAAAGCUUAAACAUUUAAACCCCCCAAGAGAGUAGAGGAAAGCUUAAUCACACAACUCAUCCAGGGCUGG